Molecule: messenger RNA, 1059 nt
Organism: Capronia epimyces CBS 606.96
Lineage: Eukaryota; Fungi; Ascomycota; Eurotiomycetes; Chaetothyriales; Herpotrichiellaceae
Product: HUS1 checkpoint protein
Exons: 2
Coding region: 1-1059 (352 amino acids)
Biological process (GO): meiotic DNA integrity checkpoint signaling; mitotic intra-S DNA damage checkpoint signaling; double-strand break repair via homologous recombination
Cellular component (GO): site of double-strand break; nucleolus; checkpoint clamp complex
Source: RefSeq, a predicted model, not a curated record
AUGCGGUUCAAGGGCCAAAUUAAGAAUGUGAACUUGUUCGCAAAGUUCUGCGCUUCUUUGGCUUCACUUGGGCAGAUAGCCUGGUGUAGACUGAACGACGAUGAUGUCCAAUUUACCAUCAUCCCUGACAAGGGUAGUCAGGUCUGGUCCGUCCUGAAGCCCGAAACAGUCUUCGAGACGUACAUACUUCAGUCCGCCUCGCCAAAGAACACAAUCAACCUGGAGGUUCCUAUCCAGGCCCUGUCCCGAGCCCUCAAGUCGGCAUAUGGUUCGACAUCGGCGCAGAUCAGGCUGACCAAGAAGGACAAUGUGCCCAUGUUAUCCUUGACGAUCGUUACGAACACAUUCAGCAGCGGAAAUAAUCUUGUUGCAGCCCCAACCACGACGACCCGAAUUGGCGCCGAAUCUGGCGAGUUUGAUUUCAACGACGACGUGCCUGAUGUAUCCUUCAUCGGCGGGCAUGGAGGGGGCCCAAGGGAAAGAGAGACAGUCAUCACCCAAGAUAUACCGGUGAAAGUACUCUCGAUGGAAGUGGUGGAAAGGAUCCAUCAACCUCGAACCCAGGAGCCGGAUGUUAACAUCUACCUGCCCCCUCUCGCACAAAUCAAAACGAUAUCGGACCGAUUUACCAGAGUGGCCGUUGCUACUACAAAGGGGUCAUCAGCUACCAGUCCUCGCUUAGAACUCAGCGCCAACAUGCACGGCUCGCUGAAGAUUUCAGUCAAGACAGAUGCGCUUAACAUCACAAGCCGGUGGACCGGCCUCAUUAACCCUGAACUUGAUCCCGCUCAUCUCCCCGAUGGAUCGCAAGGCGUGAGAGAGCAUCCCAGCACCAUAAUGAAAGAGCUGGGUGGGCCGAACGGGGAGAAUGAAGCCGGCUGGUCCAAGGUCAGAAUCGAUGCAAAAGACUGGUCGAGGGUGUUGAGCGUGGGUAGAGUUAGUGCCAAGGUCAUUGCAUGUUUUAUCAACGAAAGCGGCUUGAUCUUGUAUGUGUAUUUGCCCAACGAUGACAAUGGGAGCGAAGACGAGUCGUGUCUUACGGUGAGCUCAACUCUCUAA